AUGGAGGCCAGCGGCCGGCUGGCGUCCCGCGGGUCGUCGCGCGGGCACUCCUCUCUCUGCUCUGCGCCUUCGUCGGGGAGCAGCGGAGCUCGGGGGGGAGAGACGUCUAGUCACUCCUCCAGUCUCGCCUCCGCACAGGCUUCCACCAUCUCAACUUCGCUGCCGUCGCGCAGCGAAGGCGACAGGCCGCUCCCCAGUCGCACAACCAGCCUCGGCGGCAAAUCGGACAGGCUGCAUCGGCUCGAGCAGCGGCUGUCGGGGCUCCACGCAGGGCUGGAGAAGCAGAGACAGCAGCGCUAUCAGCACCUGAUUGAAAAGCUAAAUCACGUGGAAGAUGACGUGGCGGAGGUCAGCGAGGCGAACACAGAGGCCCAAUCGCUUUUCCGCGACGAGCUGAAGAAGAUCGAGGGCGACCUGCGAGACCGGCAGAGCGAGCUGGAGGCUGACCUCGCGCGCCGUGAGCAGCAAGCGCAGGAGAUGGAGCGGAGGUUGACGCGCAUGCUGCAGACCGAGCAGGAGGCGUUGCGGGACGUUGAGAACUCGCUGAUGAACGCCUUCACAGAAAAAACCAAGGCGCUGAGAGAGGAAAUUCUUCAGAGUGGGCAGCUGCGGCAGGAGCAAGAGGCUUCCCUCCGGCACUACUGCGAGGUUGAGAUUCCGCGGCUGCGCGACGGACUUCAAGAAGAAAUGCGACAGAGAGAAAACAUGGAGCGGCGGAUUCUGAAGCACGCGGCGGAGGAAGUGGAGCGUCUGAGCGCGCAGUUGGCCGCCGAGAGAGAGUCGCGGGAGCGCCACCUUCAGUCGCUGCUGUCACUGUUCGAGGAAGUGGUGCGCGAAGUGCAGCGCGACAUUUCGCGGGAGAAGGAAGACCGAGAGAAGAUGCAGGAAGACCUAGUUCACCUGAUGGAGCAGACAAUCGACCGAAUCACAACUUCCAUCUAA
Besnoitia besnoiti is the source of this 942-nucleotide messenger RNA. RefSeq lists its product as uncharacterized. NCBI's taxonomy places the organism in Eukaryota, Apicomplexa, Conoidasida, Eucoccidiorida, Sarcocystidae. The record is from RefSeq and is a predicted model, not a curated record. The transcript is spliced from 8 exons. Bases 1 to 942 code for a protein of 313 amino acids.